Molecule: messenger RNA, 1576 nt
Organism: Drosophila guanche
Lineage: Eukaryota; Metazoa; Arthropoda; Insecta; Diptera; Drosophilidae
Exons: 3
Coding region: 97-1521 (474 amino acids)
Source: RefSeq, a predicted model, not a curated record
CGUGCAAGAAAUGACAGCUCUGAACUUUAACUGUAAUUGUCAAAAAUUCCGCAAGUGUGUGGCGUCCGCGUGCCUUAUUUUAAUUCUGCUUUAAAAAUGUUUGUAAAACUAAAGCUAGAAAGCUCAGAUAACACAGCGCCACCGCAAUUUUUUCCAAUAGAUGACGGCGCAACCAUCUACGACCUGAAGCUGCAACUGGAGCCAUCCAUAGGUAUCCCAGCAGAUCUGCAGCAGAUUUACGCCCUGGACAGACCCAUUGGCAACCACGAUAAGGUGUCUGCAGUGCUAGAUUGUCAAGUGGAUAAAAGCAACGGGACCGCUUUCUCGCUGUACAAAAUGGAGGAUUUUGUUUGCUUUCUGCAAUUCUACAAUCAGGAGGAAGGCGAGAGGCAAAACAAUUUUUUUAGCUUGCCGCUGGAGAAUAGAAAUUUGCCCAUAGAAAAAGUGGCCCAUCUUGAGAUUUCAGACUCGGAACAGUCCUACAGUGAGGACACCAGCGAAUCAACAAGCGACUCCAGCAGUAACAGCGGCUCCUCCACCAGUAGCAGCGGCAGCUCAAAGGCAAAAAAAUAUCAAAAAAGAGUCCACAAGAAUAAUGUUAAAACAAUGUUAUCUCAAGCAAAAAGGGCACGUCUUUCCGUUGAAAAUAUGGACUUGCAUUCUCUCGUCGACGAUACAUUGAAUGCGACACUUGUACCUCAAGAAAAUACUACAAAUUCUUCUGGGUACGUCACCGCUUCUGAGUUAACACCGCCGGCCAGCGACAUUAUUCUUAAAAUUCAAGCUAAAGAUGUCGCCGAACCAGAACCUGAACCAGUGGCCCCUGUGGAGGAAAUCACCAAUGCUGAAGUUGCUAAGGACACCAAAGGUGUAAAGGAUACAGCCGAAAUAGUUGUAUGCAGCGCACCAAAACAAUUGCCCAGGAUUGAUGGUGAACUUUCUUAUGGCGGUGUAAUGCCAGAGAAGCGUAAAUUCGCUUUAAUUAUCAAAAAUGAAAUUGAAUCAACUACUUCUGGUUUUGGCUCUCUGAUGAAUCAUUUCCAUGGACUCUUCGAGACAUUCGAGGACUGUGAAAAGCUUCAAUUCAGCGAAAACGCCUCUGUAAAGGUUCUUGGUAAUAAUUUAAUGAUUAUAUCCGACGAUGAGAGAACCUGUGAGUGGAUAACCAAUGGCACCAGGUCGAUGACUCCGCCACGCUACAAGUGUUGCAGCUUUAUUGAGUUUUUUGGCCUGAUUAAGUGCACAUUUGUACUGCCCAUCGUUGUUAAGGACAAGGAAUUGAGCAUUAUUUUUAAGCUAUUGGAGCAGCAGAACGUUGGCAUAGUGACGGAUAAGUGGGUUGUUACAGAACGCAUCAUGUUGGAUCCCAAGAGCGAUGAUUACGCCGAAAAAGCAGCCUCAAUCAUUGUGGAUAACCAGGAAAUUGUGCUCUACGUUGAUCGGGAGAGUACACAUUUAAUUUCCGAGUGGGGAUUCAAGCUGAAAUACUGCUUUUGGCGACUUAAUUUUACAUUCCCUUAGAUUUAUUUAUUUAAAUCUAUUGGUGAAUGAAUAUGUAUCACCAAUUUAACUAUAU